Molecule: messenger RNA, 4728 nt
Organism: Dinoponera quadriceps
Lineage: Eukaryota; Metazoa; Arthropoda; Insecta; Hymenoptera; Formicidae
Exons: 16
Coding region: 104-4204 (1366 amino acids)
Biological process (GO): protein processing
Cellular component (GO): plasma membrane
Molecular function (GO): metalloendopeptidase activity
Source: RefSeq, a predicted model, not a curated record
CAUCGCUUCGACAGUGGAAACUUAUAAUUUGCCUCGAGUUCACGUUCGGCGAAGAGGCUCCGAAGAUUGAUGUACACCUUCGUGGCGAUCAACCGAGGGAGACAUGCCUUGCCGUCAGACGUACGAGAUGAACAAGCGGGAGAUAAACAAGGCCGCCCAACGGGACCAGUCGUACAGGAACUGCCUGAUCGCCCUGCUCAUCUUCUUCUUCCUCUGCAUCAUCCUCAUCCUGGCCUGCUUGCCUUGGAAAACGCGAAGUCGGCAGGGAUACGGCAAUGAUGAGCAUGGCGAUCCCAAGUCACAGCAUGGGGAACGCGUAAAAGAAUCAGAAGACAUCAUGAGUGCGGCGACCACGGUAGUCGACGAUGUCAUCAAAAGCUCGAAUGUCUCCUGGAGGGAGGACGUCGAAGGACCUGAUACUCAUGAAGAUUUCAAGGACGGGAAAGCCCAGGACGAAACAACGACUCCUAGCAGAGGAAUAUUCAUGGCAGAGUACGAAGAUUACUUUACAGAAGAUAGUUCAGAAACCAAUACUCGCCAACCCGAAGAAGAUGAAGCCGUGACUGCGAGCGAAGACAUUAUGGUCGCGUCGCGACAGGAAACCCCAACUUCGAUGUCAUCGACAUUCUCGAUCGGUCUCGUGGAAAAUGUAACUGCAAAUUCCACUGACGGGUAUGUGACUUCGACAGUUGAGGGUGCAACUGGCAGAGUUACAUCUUCAAUGUUAUCAAGUCGACGCGCCGAGGAAGCUACAACUGUUCAAUAUUUCUCCGAUGAAUAUCUUAGUUCGGAGGAACCAGAACUUGGUAUGGCGACUGAUAAUGUUGCAAUCUCGACAUCAUCGACUCAAUCGGUCGGUCUCGUAGAAGAUGUAAAUGCAAAUUCCACAGCUGGACAUUUGACGUCGGAAGAUAAAGAUGUAAUCGGCAACGUGACAUCUUCAACUUUACCAACUCGAUUCGCCGACGAAGCUACGACUGUUAAAUACUCCUCCGAUGAAUAUCUUAAUUCGGAGAACCCAGAAUUCAACAUGACGACUGAUAUUGUCACAACUUCGACAUCACCGACUCGACCGUCCGAUCUCACGGAAGAUGCAAGUGCAAAUUCCACCGACGAGUAUGUAACCUCGAGAGUUAAAGGUGCAAUUGGCAGCGUUACAUCUUCAACGACUGGGUUCACCGAGGAAGCUACAACUGUUCAAUAUUCCUCCAGCGAAUAUUACAGUUCGGGGAAGCCAGAACUCAGUGCGGCGACUGAUAAUGUUAUAACUUCGGCAUCAUCAUCAAUUCAGCCGGCCGGUCUCGCGGAAGACGCAGUUGCAAAUUCUACCGGCGAAUAUAUGACAUCAGAGGCCAAUGUCGCGACCGACAAUGUUGCAUCCUCAACAUCACCAACUCGAUUAAAUUAUCUUGAGGGAAGUUCUACUGCAAACUCUAUCGACACUCACGAGAUAUCUAGAACCGUUGUGACAGCGAUAAAUCCUUCGACAAAUUUGGAAGAAAAUACAAAUACUGAAAAUUCCUCCGAUAGCUACCAUUAUCCGCAGGAAUCGCAAUCUAUCGCUACAGUAAUUUAUCGCAGAACUACAACACCAACUACAACUCAAUUCAAGGAAGAUGAAUUUACGGAAACUUCUACUGAGGGAUAUUUAAAUCGCAAAAAUGAAUCCACGACCACAUACGACGGGGCGUUAAUUAACAGUGAUGACGCAACGAGAGGAAGCUCUCCCGUCACAGAGGAUAACACUCUAUUUCUAAGUAAAGAUUUCCCCACUACUACGGCAACUACGGGAAUUACAAACGUAGCUGAAGACAUAACGAACGUCACGGCAAGUGCGAGGAGUCAAAACGAAGCUGUCGAAAUAAUGUAUAACGAAAGCACGACACCUGUCGCAACGGAGAAAUCUUCCACAUAUAAUUAUACAAAUGUUUCUGCCUUUUCUACAUCGACUAUGCCGAGAAUUCGAAUCACUUCCUUCUUAAGCCACAACAACACGACCACAACGGCAUUGCCACUUCCUGACGAGGAAAGAGAUGUUUGCUACACAGAGCACUGCAAGCGCACUGCCAGCAAAAUGCUAUCCUACAUGAAUCACUUAGCCGAUCCUUGCGACGACUUCUACGAGUACGCUUGCGGCGGCUUCGAGGCGAAUCCGCAGGUGAUAGACGGCGAUCUGGUGCGACAGACCAAAAAUUACCAGCGAAUCGCCAGACAAAUGGCAAGCGAGAAACGCGAGAUUGCGCAUUCGGCUUUCGCAACCUAUUACGACAGCUGUGUGCAAUACGAGAGAACCGUGAACUUCAACGAAAGGGUGAAGAUGGCGAUCGAUGCGUUAAAGGAUGUAGGAAAAUUUUACAUAAACGCCACUUGGUCUGAUAAUUACACGGACUUCACCAAUUUGUUCCUUCAGUUGAUAUUACAUCAUAGCGCUCUUUUAUUCGACAUCGUGCCGAAAUUCGACGAGUUUCAUCCGGCCCAUUUCACACUGCAAAUAAGUCUCCCGAAGUAUGAGAGUCCUUUUAUGACGGAACACGCGGACGAUUUGUGUUCCGAGGACGAGUUGGAGACAGAGGAACAUUAUGUGGAUCUCGAAGCUUUGUACGGCAAUUACAAAAAGUGCAAGAAAAACGAGGAAGAAUUUCUGAGAUCCAUCAAGGAAGCGUUAACAGUAUUCAGAGUAUUUAAAGACUUCAACGAUAGUUAUUUGACGUUGGACCUGCAAUCUCAAUACAUAGAAAAGACUGUUCACGACGUCGAUUCUAUUAUUAUGCGAGGAUACUUUUCGUACUUUCCGUCCAAAGACAAAAUCCAGGAAGUCUAUGCAAGGAACAUUUACGACAAAAUUAGUUUGAAGGGUUUGCAUAGCUCGCUCGUAAAUUGGACGCAAUUGGUUCACUCACUAUUAGGGGCGGACAUGAUAGAAGCGAACUCGAUAAAUGACAAUGAUUUGCACAUUUAUCUGUACGGAGGGCUGAUGAAAGGUUUGCACGAACUCAAGCAAUUCGCUAAACAGGAUCCAAUGAGCCUGAACAACGCGAUCAUGGCGUUAUACGCGCACAAGCUUUAUCGCGAGUUGGUUUUAUCGAGGCGUAAUGACGUGAAGAGUCAUUGUUUGCAAGUGGCUACCAAUCUCUUGCGAUUGGAAGCAUCCAGCUUAUACAUAUCAUCCUUUUCCAACUACGAAAUUAGGAAGAUGAACGAAUUGAUAGAGACUUCGUUCAACGAUCUGAAACGAACAUUAAAACAAAAAACGGAGGAAGCGGAAUGGACCAAAGAAAGUGGACGAGAGGGUUUGUUAGCGAAAGUCGACAGUCUCACGCUCAGCUUGCCUGCCCUUUCUUAUUACAGAGACAGAGAUUCACUCUAUAGCGAUUAUAAUAUGUCGCAGACCAUUCUGUAUAGCAAUUACUUCAACAACUCGAUGAUUCUGCUAAAAAGAUACAGGACCCUGAUGUACGCCGUAUUAAGACAGGUUGAUGGAGAGAAACGAAUUUGGUCACAUUAUGCGACGCCAUUUCAACCCAAAGCUCGAGUGAUUUACGACUCGAAUCUCGUCGUGAUCCCUUAUGGCAUCACCGAUUGGUCCUCGAUGAACGAAGUGCAUACCUUGAGCUACAUCCUGCUGGCGACGCUCGGAAACUUAAUAGCUCAUCAGAUCGCGCAUCAUUUCGAUGCGAAUGGUUUAUUCUCUUGGACGUUAAGCAAGAGCAUGAUAUACGAGGAUGAGAUGAACGAAAUGAACUCUGACGAUUACAUCAACUGCCACAAGGAUAACUUAUACCAAGCACCUAUGAACUUUACAUUACCCUACACCGAACAAACUGUGUCUCUUACGAUCCCGCAGUUGACCUUGAACGAGCGGUUGUCUGAUAUUGUGGGACUCAGACUAGCCUAUGACACUUUGGCUCUCACGAGAUCGAAUGCGGAAAAGCGGCUCCCGUGGAUAAAACUCCGCAUCGAGCAAUUAUUCUACCUCGCCUACGCUCAGAUGUAUUGCACGAAGUCGCCGCUGACGUCGUCGUACGUGUCUCUGUACGAGAGCGAGGACCUGCCGAGCCGGAUACGCGUGUUCGUCUCCGCGUCGAACAACAAGUUCGUCGCCGACGAGUGGAGUUGCCCGAUGGGCUCGCAGAUCGCGCCUAACGACGUUUGCAGCGUGUUCCCGUACAUAGACUCCAAGGAGAGCAUGCGAGCCCCGGUGUGAGGACCGCUUACGAAAACGUGCGAGACUGCAGUCGGCUGCCCGCGGACGUUACGAUCUAGCUGCGAGAGCGGUCGGGAAGGCUGAUCGACGAGUAAAGAGGAAGCGUCAAACUCGCGCGGUCGAGGAAGAGAGCUCUAGCCGAUACGCCUGGAUUCCUCGCUACUCUCGUUUCAAGAUUGAAUCCGAAAUGUUACGCGUCUACAGCGCGUAGGGCCUCCGUCCGUCGUAAAACGACGAAUGGAUUAAACACGUGCCAGUUCAAUCUUGAGGAGAAGAGCGCAUUGCUUCUCUAUCUCUACGGAGAGUGACUCUCAUGCGUGUGCAAUAAAUAUUUAUGUAUGUAUAUAUAUAUAUACACAUGUAUCUCUCUCUCUCUUUCUCUCUUCCUCUCUCUAUAUGUAUCAUAUAUGUCUUAAGCUUAAAAGCAGUGCUUCGGUACGCGCGCGUUCGCAUCGUUCACAAAACACUAUUAACGCUGGGGAAAGAACAGAGAGAGAAAAUUGAUAAACGAGCGAACAACUUAA